UACUACUUUCACUUACAAGAUUAAAUCGCAGAGGGAUGGCAGUGUUGUUAACGUUGGUUACUUUGGUAAUAAUAAUCAGUAUUGUAAAAGGAAGAGCUAUGCUGGAUGCUGUCCGAGGAUCAUAUAAAGCAGAAAACGGUGUCAUUUGCGAAGACAAUCUGGGUUGCUUCGGUAAUAAACCUCCGUAUAAUCAUAUGAUGUUACCAGAUCCUGCAGAAGAGAUUGGUACAGAAUUUCGACUUUUCCGUCUGAGACAGCAAGAAAUUCCACUGUAUAUUACGAACAGAAAUUUCUCAUUAUGGGCUGAGAAUGAAAAUACCUUUGAACAAAACUUAAGGACAGUAUUCAUCAUACACGGUUUUAGAGAUGGCAAUGCAAAGUGGCCGCUACUAAUAAAGGAUGCGUUAUUAGAAAAAGGAAACUUCAAUGUUUUCAUAGUUGACUGGUCAAAAGGAGCAGCUGCGGAAACGUACACUUUUCAUGACUAUGAUAAAGUUGUAUCUAAUACAAGGAUAGUCGGAGCUGAAGUUGGACUUUUCAUCCAUUAUUUAAUGGAUGUGAAAAAUCUCGAUCCUCAAAAUAUCCAUAUUAUUGGCCACAGCCUUGGUUCACAUAUCUCAGGAUUUGCCUCUAAGUGGAUUCAACAAAAUGACACAAAAGUUAUUGGUGGGAUAACAGGCCUCGAUCCAGCGGGUCCGUGCUUUUAUGAAUCUCCUCCAACUGCCAGACUUGAUAGAACAGAUGCUGAAUUUGUUGACAUUAUUCAUACAAUUUAUGCACUGAGUCCUGAGGAAGGUUUUGGGCUCAAAGGUCCACUUGGGCAUUUUGAUUUUUACCCCAACGGUGGAGUAAACCAACCUGGUUGUAAAAGUGUAGAAGAGGCGGAAUCAACUCUCUUCAAUGAAAUUUCAAGCAAUCCUUUAAAAUUAUUUACUUUAAUUAAGAAAUUAAGCAGCGGAAAAUCUCAAGAAAUUCCAAAGAGUAUUUAUGCCAUACUGUGCAGCCAUACAAGAGCUUACGAAUUGUUCAUUGCCAGUAUAAAAUAUUCCAGUUGCAAAUUCAAGUCAACACAAUGCGAUAAUACAGAAAACAUCGUUAGAGACAAAUGGGGUGUUUGUGAAGAUAAUUGUGUUAGCAUGGGCUUUUAUUCAAUCAAUGACAAACAGCUAGCUCGGAAAGACACAUCCAUUGUUUUUUAUCUCGAAACAACUGAAGACGCACCGUAUUGCUAUGAAAAGGAAGAAUAAAAAGUGGUUGCCGCUCGAGCAGCUAAUUUUCGAAGAAGGAAUACAACGAAUGAUAUAAAGUGUAUUGCUACCCCCUAUCAUUUUAUCGAAAAUUCCAAAUAUACUUUUUUGUUAAAUAACUUGUGAUUUUGCUCAUGAAUUUUAAGUGGCCUAAAUAUGAAGACAAAAGAAGCAGGAUGUGUUAACAGGAUUGAGUCCAAGAGCAAAUUGGUUACCUGUGAUAAUCAGCGAGAGCAUAAAAAACCUUAGCAAAUCCUCUGGUGACGUUAAUGUGAAUCAUUGUAGAUUUUUUCAAGAAUUUUAUUACUCGAUAUUUUUAGUUCUUCUCAUAAAUUUUAAUAAAUUUUACUAUUCCCUUUACCUUUUUCUAUGUAACUUUAGAUGCUUCAUACUAUAUGUUGACUAUUGAAGAAUUUUUAGCAUGCUUUGAGUUUGACUUAGGUUCAAAAUAAGAAUUUGGCAUCUGUAAUAUUUUUGUGAUGAUGAUCUGUGAUGUUAUUCGGCAUAAGUGAUGCUAAUUCUCUACUAAAUGAUAUAAAAUUUUAAUUUUUGAAAAAGUAUUCCUCAAGAUAUAACCUGUAACAAUGCAAUGUAUUUUAUAUUUAAAAAUAAUAAUUUAACUUUUCCUUAAAAUGAGGAAUUAUUUGGAGGAAGAGAAGUAAUCUUACUUUUACAACAAAGUGAAACAUUUUAAGAGAAAUUUAAUGAAAAAUGUUAAUUAAUAUAAAAUAGUAAAUUAAAAUAGAAAAGGAUAGAAUUGUUCAGUUAAUAAAGGAGUCCAUCGUAAAAACCAAAAUUACAGAAAAAAAAAUCAAAACUACUCUAUAUUGGAAGUGAGUAAAAAUGCGCAAAUUAUAGCAAAAUAAUAACCAAAAUAAAAAAGGUGUUUAGAAAAGUUAUUGAGUAAAACAAAGAGAUGAAAACCAAAGUAAAAUGCAAAAGCAAAAUGCUAAAAACAACCAAAGAACCUUAAACAGCUAAUAAGAAUAAAGUGAAAACAUAAACCAGAACUGUAUCAUUCUUAACCUGACGUUCAAGUUAUUAGAAUCUGUAUUUGAUUCUCUAGUUUGUUGUUCUCCCAACCUGUCGCCGCUUAUCUUUCUUUUAUCAAAUGUAUUGUUUGCAAAGAUGUAUAAAAGCACAAACAUAAUUGAUCAAGAUAAGACGCUUGUAUUUGUCAAGAAUAAAGGAUUAUUAAGAUUA
Stegodyphus dumicola is the source of this 2450-nucleotide messenger RNA. Its product is annotated as pancreatic triacylglycerol lipase-like. Gene Ontology annotation, molecular function: lipase activity. The record is from RefSeq and is a predicted model, not a curated record. Lineage: Eukaryota; Metazoa; Arthropoda; Arachnida; Araneae; Eresidae. Gene Ontology annotation, biological process: lipid catabolic process.